Molecule: messenger RNA, 1579 nt
Organism: Photinus pyralis (common eastern firefly)
Lineage: Eukaryota; Metazoa; Arthropoda; Insecta; Coleoptera; Lampyridae
Exons: 8
Coding region: 536-1579 (347 amino acids)
Source: RefSeq, a predicted model, not a curated record
CAAUAAUGUGAAUAUCCCUACACAUGCAAGUCUUCACCGACAUUUCUUCUUUUUUUGAGAAAAAUCAUGUCUUAUUGCGCUAAGUAUAGAUUUAAAAAGAAAAUGGCUCGCGAAGAUUAUGUAAAUCUGGCAUCUUCAUCGUCAAUUGUUGACGGAACGGACAGGAACUGAGUUUCACUCAGAAUUGGAUUCAAACAAGGGUUCAAAUAAUCACUCCUAUGCAGUAAAAUCAUUGAUUUGAUGUCAACAUUGAAAUCAUUUCAAGAAUAUUAUUUUGGAUAUUUCAAUGUUGAAAAAAUUUCGUAUUCUGUAUGGGCACUUGAUUUGAAAAUAUUGAAAUCAUAGAUUGAUUGAAAUAAAAGUCAAUGUGUCAUUUGGCAACAUGGCAUUGUAUUAAAUUUACCAACUUCAUAUUUGUUAGAAUAGAAUCUCUGGUCUUUAAAUAUUAAACAUAACCUUUUAAUCUUUCUUGAAUGUUGUGUGUGCACAGUGCAAAUAUAUUUAUUUUCUUUGUGAUUUUUAUUAAAUAAAGAAGAUGCCGCCAAAAAAGGCAACGCCUGAGCAGUAUAAACUGCUUGUGGACAUGUUUGCUGAAAGCAAAUGCUUGAGGUGGGGAAAGGGAACUCCAGGUGAAAAAAAGGAAGCAUGGGAAGCCAUCAGUGCUGCAGUUAAUACUUUAGGAGUUGAGAAAUCGUCAGAUGGAUGGAAAAAGGCCUUUAUUGAGAUGAAAUCUCACAUCAAAUCAAAAAUCCGAGCUUCAAAGCAGCUCAACCCAACUGAAAAUAGAUGUGCAGAAGUCACCGGAUUGUUUAUAUCCUGCUCUGGAAUUUCUGGGGUUCAGGAAAUGGGAAUGCCACCUGUUGUUGAUGCGAUAGAUACACAGGAACCCGAAGAGGGCCCUCAAGAUGAGUCGGUCGAAAUAAAUCCACCUGACGGUAAUGAGUUGCUGAUGAAUCCGAAUGCAUGUGAGGUUGUUGAGGAAGAAUUCGAGGAGGUAGAAACAGCCUCAAAAAAAAAACGUAAAACAACUCAAGCAAUAAAAAAAACAAAAACUACACCACAACAGUACGAAAUGUAUAUAAAUUUUAAGAAAUAUAAAUACGACAAUGAAGAAAAUGCUUUUAAAGCAUUAUGUGAAGAACUGAAUGGGAAAAAAAAAUUGCAACGCUCUGUUGAAAAUUGGAAAAGGGUUUUUACUGUUUGGGAAUCAAAAGUGAAAGCAAAAGCUAGGAGAAACUAUUUGGAACAAGAGCGCACAGGAGGUGGAGUUCCUAUCUUAGAAAUUCUGGAUGAACUUGAACUACAAUUGUUAUCCGUUUUAACAAAAAUUUUAAUAUAUGGGCAUCCAAAGGUUGUAGAAUUGGGAUUUACAAAACCAAAGAAGACAAAGACGUGUCCCAUUAAACUUUCUGUAGGAAAGAGAUACAGACAUUUGAGAAAAUCCACUGAUUUAUACACCACAUUGAAAAGCGGCUCAACAAAACUAAAAAAUAGUUUACUCGCUAUUCAAAAAAGUUUGCAUGCUCUGCAUGAUGCGAUUUUAAACCUAUUUACUCUAGUUUUAAGUACAUCUACAUAA